AUGAUGAGACGACUAAGCCAUGGGCCACCCAGUAACAGUGGUCUUAGGACUUCAGCCGGAUCGCAGUUGCAAUUACAUUCCUCACUUCAACCUAGUGAGCCACGAGUCGCUAGCUGUGACAACAGCAACGCAGGCGCUAGACCACGCCACCAGCCUUUAGAUAAAGGUGAAGGCAUCGAGACCACACUGUUUGCCCAUGUCAUCUUUGCAGCCAGGUUCAUCCAAACUGUCGUGGCGAAUGACCCCUACUCCAACGUCCCCGCCGAAAUGGCAGCGGUGCUGGACAACCUACAGAGCACGGUGAACAUUCAGAAGCAGCAGAAUGAGAACCUGGAAGGUUUACCUCCAUUCUCGAAGUCGCUUCCUUUGGGUCUUAGUUUCAGGGAUUUGCCUAUACCGUCUAUGGAUCGAAUCCUGGCAUGCUUAAGGUUCGCUCACGAGCGUUCACCCACUUCUAUAUAUUGGCCCUUCGAAUUUGGAUCUCUGGGCGAUUUCACCCAAUAUGUCAUCAAGGCCUGCUCGCCUGGACCAGUGACGGACGCGGAGCUGAUAAUUGCCCACUACGGUCUUUACUAUCUCUUCACCGAGUGCGCCAAUUCUGCUGGAGAUGAUAUCACUAAGGAGGAGUACGAGGCACAGGCACUUAUCUGCAGGGACAGCCUUGAAACGAUUCUAUCCAAUCUCUCAUUCUACGUCAGUACGAAUACAGACUCUGUUUGUGCCAUGUACAUGGCUAGUAUUUACUGCCUCCAACGUGGCAAACCCUUCGGGGCGUGGACAUUUAUUUCCAGGGCUUCACUCAUGAGUCAGGCACUUGGGUUGCAUAGUACCCACGUUAUGGCGGCAGAAAGCGCACAAGAAGGACAGCGGAAGAUACGACUGUUCUGGGCGCUCUAUGUCCUUGAGAAGGCAGUGUCCUUACGCCUCGGCAGGCCAUCCACUAUACGAGACCAUGAUAUUACCGUGCCGCGACCGCUCCUCGACCGCAAGAUGACCUCCCUAUCAUAUAACAGGUUGCCAGACUGGAUCGAUGUCGCCAGUCUCUACGGACGUGUGUAUGAUUAUGUAUAUAGCCCGAGCGCACUGGCGCAACCAGUUUCCGCUCGAGAGUCUCAGACUAGGGCCCUGGCUGCCGAACUCGAGAAAAUAAUGGCUGCGAGAGCGGAGCUCUAUAAACUACCAAGCCAGUGGACUAGCCAUGUAGUUCAUCCUGAGCAGUGCAAAUUCAUCAUACAUGCCAACCGAGCCACCGACUACUCUAUUCUGGCGUCCAUAUAUAGAGGCAUUCCGGCAAGCAAAGCUUCUAGCUUGACGCCUUGUCCAGAAUGCCUAUCAGUUGCGAGAGCGGCCCUCAAAGAGGCUGAAGUAUGCAUCGCCACGCUAGCAGACGCGACGGUGUGGUCGCCAGCCCACGACCUAUGGGUCAGUGAAGUGUGCUUGUUAGCGUCGUUCAUGCCCUUCCUAAUCCUGUUCUGCAACAUCGUCGAGACAUCCGACCCGUCUGACUUGGGUUACCUACGACGAUUAGUGGACGGCCUGCGCAAGAUGGCUCAAUCGCCUCGCUAUUCCAUCUGCAGUAAGCAAAUGCGUAUUCUGAAGGUCCUGUAUGACGUUACCACGACAUACGUCAAGGCCAGAACAAGAAGACAAUCAACGGAUACGACUGGCGGUCACUUUCCCGACUUCGACAUCAACACGUAUCCGAACGAUAAAUCCGGUACUGGUCCUAAUUCGCCCUUUCCCUCAUUAUUCACGGAACCGGAUGCGUUGUCGCUCGGAGGGGCCCAAAAGCUGGCGGCAGCUUGUCCUACUGGGACAGCGGAGGACGAAAGCCAGCAAGUCAUGAGCCAAACCUCAGGCUUCCAGGCAAGUCAUGACUUUCUGGCCAUGCAAUCACACCUACCUGGUGACUUCAUUACGGAGCUGGAUACUCCAGGCGCCCAGGUGGGAAGUUGGUUCCACCAGAGUCAUCAGCUGAUGAGGCUCCUGGAUGACAUUUAA
This is a messenger RNA of Aspergillus udagawae, 2001 nucleotides long. Its product is annotated as fungal specific transcription factor domain-containing protein. The coding region runs from base 1 to 2001 and encodes 666 amino acids. The transcript is spliced from 4 exons. Gene Ontology annotation, biological process: DNA-templated transcription. The record is from RefSeq and is a predicted model, not a curated record. NCBI's taxonomy places the organism in Eukaryota, Fungi, Ascomycota, Eurotiomycetes, Eurotiales, Aspergillaceae. Gene Ontology annotation, molecular function: DNA binding; zinc ion binding.